AGUGUGACGGGUCCGGGCACGAGGUAACGGCGAUGGCGCUGAGCAGAGUCCGCCUGUUCCAGCCCCACGGGGAGGGCACCCGGCUGCUGCCCCAGACAUCCAGGCUGGUGGAGCUGCCCUACUCCUCCUUUGAUGACGAUGAUGACGAUGACACGGCUGAGCAGGACCCCGACCCCCCCAAACUGAGCCCCUUCAGCCGCUGUGUGCGCUGCCUGGCCUUCCUCUGGAACCUCCUCUUCCUCCUGCUGGGGCUGCUGACGCUUGCUGUGGGGGUCUGGGGGCUGCUGGCCAAGAGCCCCUUGCUCGGGGGGGAGCCUGAGGUGCCCCUGGACUCGGACCCCAUGCUGCUCUUCGUGCUGGUGGGGCUGGGAGCCAGCACCGUGUCCCUGGCCGGCUGCCUGGGCGCUUUCCGAGCCAGCCCCUGCCUGCUGCGCUUCUUCCUGGGUGCCGUGCUGGCUUUCGGGGGGCUGGAGGUGCUGGGGGGGCUCCUGCUGCUGCUGGCGUGGCGGCGGCUGCGGGACGCGCUGCGGGACCUGCUGCUCCUCUGCCUCCUGCGCUACCAGGAUGAUCCUGACCUGCAGUUCCUGGUGGAUGAGGUGCAGCGGAGCCUCCAGUGCUGCGGCCUCGAGUCCUACCGCGACUGGGAGAGCAACCCGUACUUCAACUGCAGCGCUCCGGGCGCGCGGGCGUGCGGCGUGCCGGCCUCGUGCUGCCGGGACCCGCUGCAGGCCGGCUCCGUGCCCAACGCGCAGUGCGGCUUCGGGGUGCUGGGGCUGGGGGCGGCGGCGGCGGGCGCGGCGGUGCACGCGGGGGGCUGCGGGGCCGCGCUGGGCGCCUGGCUGCGGGCCCAGGCCGGGGCCAUCGCCGCCGGGGCCGCCGCCCUGGUGCUGGUGGAGGCCGUGGGAGCGCUGCUGGCGCUGCGGGUGCUCGGGGACGUGGAGGCCGUGAGGGCACGCGUGGGCAGGGGGGCCUCGACCUACGGGGCAGCACUACGGGGUCAGUGA
Messenger RNA from Hirundo rustica (Barn swallow), 1004 nucleotides. RefSeq names its product tetraspanin 10 (gene TSPAN10). Bases 33 to 1004 code for a protein of 323 amino acids. Gene Ontology annotation, cellular component: membrane. The record is from RefSeq and is a predicted model, not a curated record. NCBI's taxonomy places the organism in Eukaryota, Metazoa, Chordata, Aves, Passeriformes, Hirundinidae. The transcript is spliced from 4 exons.